Oncorhynchus tshawytscha (Chinook salmon) is the source of this 1211-nucleotide messenger RNA. RefSeq names its product ropporin-1-like. The transcript is spliced from 6 exons. Bases 203 to 847 code for a protein of 214 amino acids. The record is from RefSeq and is a predicted model, not a curated record. Lineage: Eukaryota; Metazoa; Chordata; Actinopteri; Salmoniformes; Salmonidae.
UUACACACCCAGGACUCACACACUGUGACGUCACAAUUGCCGUCUGUUACGCGGGAAUCACAAACUGAUACAAAAUAACCGGCGCAUCACCUGCUACUGUCCUUCCGCUUUCACAGCGUUUACAUCGUCUGAUCAAGCGCAGAGAACUGCACCGUCUUUUACAGGUGUUUUUGUUGCCACUGGUUCCCAUUCUGGGUUUAGAAUGUCUCACAGAGGUAAAACAGUGGUCAUCCCUCCAGAGCUCCCCGGAAUUCUGAAGCAGUUCACCAAGGACGCCAUCCGGACACAACCUGAAGACCUGCUGGAAUGGGCCACACUGUACUUCAGUGCUCUGGUCCAGGGGAAGACGUUACCUGUGAACAGGACACCAGACAAAGUGGUAAACCCCAACACCAUGGACCUCACACCUGAGGUACUCACCACAAUGCACAAAAAGCUACAUAAGAAUGGCACAGUCAGUAAGAAGGAGGUGAGCAAGCUGUGGCGGUCGUUAGGAUUGGCUGACGACCUUCUCAGACACAUCAUGACAGUGGGCUGCUUCGGAGACCAACUUGACUGGAUAAAAUUCUUCGCCCUGGGCUGCAGCUAUCUGGGAGGGACGAUCAAAAACGCCAUGACCCACGCGCUGUACAUCCUGAACUCAGACAGCUCGUGUAAGCCCCCAGACGCCUGCGUCCCCUUCGAGACCUUCCGUUUCCUUUACCUCUACCUGGCAGCGGUGGACAAAGAGGUGUCCCAGGCCCAGAUAGACCGAACCAUUACCUUCUUGGAGGCUCAGGCGAAGGCACGUGAUGGGAUGGUGAAGGUGUCGGACUUCGUCAACAGUCGUAAAGUGCGUUUGGGAUAGACUCACCCUCUUUCCCCUUUAGAACUUUGUUCGAAUAAAGAUGGUUCCAAAGAAAAACUCUGUUAUUGCAUCAAUAUCAGAGGACAGUGUUUGUGUAUGUCCUCCAUCAAUAUCAGAGGACAGUGUUUGUGUAUAUCCUCCAUCAAUAUCAGAGGACAGUGUUUGUGUAUAUCCUCCAUCAAUAUCAGAGGACAGUGUUUGUGUAUAUCCUCCAUCAAUAUCAGAGGACAGUGUUUGUGUAUAUCCUCCAUCAAUAUCAGAGGACAGUGUUUGUGUAUAUCCUCCAUCAAUAUCAGAGGACAGUGUUUGUGUAUAUCCUCCAUCAAUAUCAGAGGACAGUGUUUGUGUAUGUCCUCCAUCAAUA